AUGCAACUCGCCACUGCACGACAACAGAAUGUGCACAGUGAAGAAGAGAAUAUGGCUGCGAAAGGAAAGAAACAAAUAGUCAACACUCCACGGCACGCUCUGGGAAAUGUGAAAAAUAUGGCUACCCCCGUCAGAGCAGGACUCAAACCGUCAACACCUAUGCCGAAGCCGACGUGCCUUACAAUUAUUGAUUGCAGCUGCAAACGGUUAGCUCGAACCUGGCUUUUUCGGAGUCACGGAAGACGUCUUUCAGAGUUGUGUUCCAGUGGUAGUGCGGUCAAAUCCCACACGCCAAUUCCGCAGUCCAUUGUGUCACAACGCCUCGACUGGAGUGAUGACAUUAUUGAAGAAUGUAAUCUUGAGGAAGAUCGUGAUGAAAGCCCCGUCCUCCUCCAACAGAAUGACGUAGUACUUACUGAAACAGAAAAUGAGGCUGAGUACUUCCAAAAACUGAUUUCGGAAGGAUGUGAUCUGUCUGAUAUUAGCGAGGAAGACGCUAUUGAGUUAUGCGGAUCGGAUGAUGAGGGUGAUAAUUAUGACGAUAUUAAGACGGACGUAGUUAUGUUGACAGAAGAUUCUGGUCACUUUCAAUACGCGAAGCCAGAUGAAGAAGGGUUAGAGAGCACAAAGAAGUACACUUUGGAAGAAAUGGAGAACCUAUUCAACGAAUUCAGUGAAGUACUUAUUUUUUGA
Messenger RNA from Ostertagia ostertagi, 693 nucleotides. Lineage: Eukaryota; Metazoa; Nematoda; Chromadorea; Rhabditida; Trichostrongylidae. The record is from the annotation of a GenBank genome assembly.